GCCGACUACCUUUGAGUCCUGUCUCAUCUGAUUUGGAUAACAAGGUAAGUGCUUGGCUCUUGUCUUUAAUGAAAGCAUUUGGGUUAAGCAUUUAUGACUAGAACAAUAAUCAAUGUAAAUGAAUUAUUGCUUUUUUUGGUUACUGUUAUAAAUGAUGGAGGGUUGAUUCGUCUCUCACAACCUCUGAUCUCUACGCAGAUGGCAUUCAAUCUUCAGCUUGUUGUGCUGCUUUGUGUGAGCAGUGGACUGUGGAUGGGAGCAAAUGUAAGUAUUGUUUUCAUUUGAUUCUUCACUGUGGGCUUUACUGCAGGCUGUAGCUGCUGGAAAAUACAAGUACUCGUGUCAGUUUCUAUUCAAACUGACUUUUGAACAUAAGGCAUCACAGCUCAUGUGGUUACAUAUUCAUAUAUAAGAUAUCCUGUCUCACAAUCAUGAAAGUAUUUCUUUAUGUUUUAUAUAUGACAUAACUUCAGCUUUGGGUAUUUAUUGAAUGACUAAAGGUAAUUAUUUUCAUCCACAGGCAAGAUGUCCAAAAAAAGGUCUGUACUUUGUUUUCUCCACUUCUAAAGUUAAAUAAUGAAAUAUCAUAGAAGAGAACAUUUCUGCUGCCGGACUUGGGGUGUCCACUGCUGGUCAAACACUGUGAAGCAUUUGACUACGCACCUAAUUUUUUUCUUGUAGUAAAGUUAAUAACCAAAUAGAGAACCUUAGUGACAGCUGAAUUUUUACAUUUUCUCCGAAAACUUAGGACUUGCUGAGUAAAAGCCGGUAACAGUAAAUAAAGUUUUAUUUUGUUCCAGUAUUCAAUCAUCCUGCACGUUUAUUAGUUUAAAAUGUACUGCGGACUGAAAUCUGGGCAUUAUACCAUGUACAAAGUUUAGCUCUUAUGGCUUCAGGAUUGUCUGUCUGACAGGACAUUUGUGUUGUAGAUGAAUGCUGUAUGGCCUGCCCUGACGGAUGGACAAGGUUUGAAGGUCGCUGUUUCAAAUUUCACUUUGGACCAAAGGGAUGGUGUGAUGCUGAGGUACUUAAAACAUCUAUAAUACUGUACAACAUAAUUUGUUGUUGAAUUACAUAAACCUUUUCAUGGAGUCAUUGUGUACUACUUCUAAAUCUGCCUCCUACUUUCUAGUCCCAAUGUAUAAAUGAGGGUGGCAAUCUGGCUUCAAUCCGUACCGUGAAAGAACUGGAAAUAUUAAGAAAUUUCACGAAGCUGACUACAGGCCAAGAAGCGCGAACUUGGAUGGGGGGCUUUGAUGCAGUCAAGGUGAGUUAUUAAUACAUAUAAUUGUGACGGUAAUAAAGGGGAUACAGGCUGCUAAAACUCAAGCCACACUGGAGAAAAUUAACCAAUGAUAAAAAAAAAAGUACCUGCUAACUGUAGUGUGUGGAAACAAAGCAAAAAUAUAGACCUGAAAGGAUGUGACUCACUGGCUAAACCCACAGGAUCCGUAGUGGCUCCGGUCCGCUCUGGACUGGCAGGCAGAUCCGAUCCCUGAGCAUACAGCUCUGACCAGGUCCGAUCGGCCGCCAUCGGAGGAGGAGAAGCGCUCGAGAGAUUACUGAUAUUUCUCGUGAGAUUGGACGAGAUCUCACAAGCUCUAGUGUGUUUCCCCGAGAGUCAUAGAAUGAGAUCUGCUGAUCGGCGUAUAUCAACAGCGGUGUAUAUCAACACCCACAUCCCACAACCCUGGCCUCUCCUACUAUCUAGUUAACAACAGGUCAAUGUAUUGACUUUAUUUUAUGUUGAAAAUUAAGCGGGUAUUUUACUCUGUAAUCGCAUACAACUUCUGCUGCUGUUCAUGCUGCGCUGCACUGAAUUGAUGCACCGUGCUCCGGCAUCCAGCAAAAAUAGAAGCCUUGCGUAUCUGAUCCGGCCGCUGGAGCAGAUCCGCAGCAGAGCCGUACUCCGAAUGGAUUCUGUGGAAUGACUCACAUUGAUUAUAAUGCUUGCGGAUUUGGUCUGCCGGCCGUGCCGGCGCGGAGCAGGGCGGAGCCGUUCCAGACCCUGUGGGUUUUGCCCGUUAGAGCCUGGUGUACUUAACAUGUGCUUGGGUAAAAAAUCGUUCAAUGUCACCCACAAAAAAACAAGCAGCCUGAGCUACUGAUAACACAUACUGUUUAUUAAGUAUGUUUGCCUUUAUGGGGUGUUUUUGCCUUUCCACUCAGGAGAUUGGAAAGGCAUGGUACAAUAUACAGGUACAGGUAUACAGGUACAAUAUAAUAAGCACAGCUGCUCUCAAAUAACACUUCAUCACUGAAGUUUUCUGCAUGUCAGGCCUUCCUGUUCACUGUUACGGCUGCCUCUCGACUUGUCGGGCAAUUAAGGACAUAACACCAUCUUUAACCUGCUCAAAUCAUGCUGCAUAUAAAUUCUCCUGUUAUUGCUCACAUAUAUUGCCUUUCCUUUCAGGAGGAUUGCUGGCAAUGGGCUGAUGGCUACAAGUUUGACUUUGACAGCUGGGCCCCAGGGGAGCCAAACAACUAUGGACCAGGAGAACACUGCAUGGAAAUGUCCCACACUGGUAUGAAUUUGAAUUGAACCAAAUAUCUACAGUCUUUCAUAGAAAAUAAUUGCUCCUGUAGCAGAAGAUAUGGUCAUGGUACUGUCACAAAGAGUGGCAUUUCUCAUCACUUGGUGUUGUGUUUGUUUUCCAACAGAAACCCAACCUAUCAACGAUGCCCCAUGUAACAUUGAGAAAGCUUUCAUUUGUUCAAGAGACCUUGAAAGGAAGGAGGCUUGAUAAUGCAACAUCUUCACAGAUUUUGAUGGAAGUCAACUUACUGUCAUCCUUACACCUUGAUGGCAUCAGUGCUCAGAUUUUCUGCCAUUUCUGAUUCAUCAGAGUGUAACUUAAUAAACCAAUUCUCAGCAUUCAA
Molecule: messenger RNA, 2880 nt
Organism: Xyrichtys novacula (pearly razorfish)
Lineage: Eukaryota; Metazoa; Chordata; Actinopteri; Labriformes; Labridae
Source: the annotation of a GenBank genome assembly